AUGACGGCGGUGGCGCUGGCGCUGGCAGAGGGCUGGCUGGUGUGUCAGCCGGCCGUGUUCGUCGGGGUGGUGACGUUGCUCGUCUUGAUCUUGAGCGCGGCUGGCUUGGUGGCUCUCCAGAAUAUGCAUGAAGGGCUUCCACCGGGCAAGUCAUGGCUCGAGCGAACGCUGCUGGCAGCAAGCCCCCGGCGGUUAUGGCGAUUGUUCUUCAUGAUCUUGAGCUGGCUUCAAAUGAUUGAGAUGCUCCAGCGCAAAAGCAAAAGGCAAUUUUGUUUUUUUAGUACGUUGCUAUCUCCCAACGCGCUGGCGCGACCUUGGUCCAUGCCUCAUCGCCGUGCCGGGACUCUCCAAUCUCGCUUCGCUGCCAGUGGUGGGGCUUGGUCCUCGGGUGACAAGGCCAUGUAUGGCUUGAUCGGCCGCGAGGCAUCGGCCAAGGGUGUUUUGGCGGCCGUAGCCAACUAUGCAUAUUGGCCACAAGGGACCAUGCACCACAUGCUACAAGACCUCGUUGAUGCCGUUCAGGCUGUCCGUCGCCUCGGUGUCACCCAGAUUUGCUUGAUGGGACACUCCGCCGGUGCACAUCUGUGCACUUUGCUACCGCUGCGUUUGGCGCGUGAGCUGGCUUUCAGGGCAACUGGAAGUGGUGAUGCCGACUCAGUAUUAGCAGAAUACUCUGCAGAAGAGCUGCGCCAGAGUUUCGAGGCGCUUCGGGCGGUGGUGGGCUAUGGGGGAGUUUACAAUAUUCCGAUGCACUUUGCUCACGAGGCGUCCCGUGGCGUCGAGUAUGUCUCAAAGAUGCGCCGAUCUGUGGCGGGCGAGGCACGCGACCUGAUCCUGUACUCGCCUUCCCUGUUGGCUCGUGAGCUUACCCUCGACCAGAUGACUAUGUCUGCACGGUGGCCCCACUAUUUCCUCAUGCAUGGCCAGCUGGAUGACGUGGUGCCGUGUCGUUCGGCUGUGGAGUUUGCAGAACGAAUGCGCUUACUUGGAGCUGUCGUUGACGCACAAUACGUUCACGGCGGACACUCUGAGCUGGUCAUCUCCCUCAUGAGCCCGCGUUGGCGCCUUUACACUGCGACCCACAGCCUCCUCAACGACGCACUCGGUUGUCUCUCUUGA
Messenger RNA from Monosiga brevicollis MX1, 1119 nucleotides. RefSeq lists its product as uncharacterized. Lineage: Eukaryota; Choanoflagellata; Craspedida; Salpingoecidae. The transcript is spliced from 5 exons. Bases 1 to 1119 code for a protein of 372 amino acids. The record is from RefSeq and is a predicted model, not a curated record.